This is a messenger RNA of Cooperia oncophora, 780 nucleotides long. Lineage: Eukaryota; Metazoa; Nematoda; Chromadorea; Rhabditida; Trichostrongylidae. The record is from the annotation of a GenBank genome assembly.
AUGUCCAUGUCCGUCAGUUAUAAUAAAAAAGACGACAAAACACUGAUGCCACCGAAUGAUCAGUACGAUAGUUUGUGCACCGACGAGUACGAGAUCAUCUCCUGCGACACUUUAGGUGGUGGUGCGAAUGAGAACAAUGACGAUACUGUUUCCCAGUGGACCACCAGGCACAGUAUCAACGUUGAGUCAACGAUUCCGAUGAACAAUCUUGCCAACCUUCUGUGCUCAACACACUCUGAGGCUCCAUCGCUUAUUUCUGGGGCUGCAGCAGAUAAUUUCGGAAGCGAGGGAAAGAGGCAGAAUGAUGUUCAGAAUAAGACCCUCAAUCAAGAGGAAACUGCUAUCCUUAUGGGUACUGUGAACACUGUACAAACUUCUGCUACAGACUCUACACUAGUGGAUGCUCCAUCACUUAUUGAUUCGUAUAACACCCUUGACAAUGUUAUUCGUUCACAAAGCGAAACACGAGAAAUGCUUGAGAAAGCUAUCAUGUCCUUGGAUUCGAUGAACAAGGAGAGAUCAGAGUCCACGUCAGAAUUUGCAACUGUUGACAAACGUGAGCAGGAGAUUUCUUCUCUAAAAACUCGAGUAGCUGAACUUGAAGAGGAAAAUAAGGCACUUAAACAAGAAAACUUGAAGACUGGCCAAGUUCUUAUAUGUGAGCAGAAAUCGAAAGAAAGCGAAACAGACGUUGACAAAAUUGCUGCAUUGAAACAGCAAUUGAGUGUGAUGCAGAAACUGCUUUACGACAGAGGUCUAGAGGUCUGUAUUUCCUCCUAA